This is a messenger RNA of Adineta steineri, 1026 nucleotides long. Lineage: Eukaryota; Metazoa; Rotifera; Eurotatoria; Adinetida; Adinetidae. The record is from the annotation of a GenBank genome assembly.
AUGUGGAUUGAAUGGUUUGUUCGAUGUUCGACAUCGAUUAGUAAAUGGCCAUUAAGAUUAGUUUGUGAUGAAUGCAAACGACGUCGAUUUAUUCUUUCGUUUAGUCCACUUUUAUUUAUUAAUAAUCGAAAAAUUGAUAAGAUCGUAUUUAAUAAAUAUAAUUGGAGAGAACAUGAAGAAAAUCAAUGGAAAGAUUAUCGAAAUAAAUCUCAUGCAAAUUCAUCUCUAUUAGCUUCAUCAAUUAUUGGUGUUUUAACAACUGCAGCAGCAGCAGUAUUUUCAUGGGAACAUGAUGGAAUUAGUGAUCAAGAAUUACAAGAAGCAAGUUCGGAUGAUUAUUUACUUAAGAUGAGCAAUGCUCAAGUUGAUGAAACUUUAACAUCAUUCGGUUGGGAAAAACUUCUUCGAAAAGAUCAUUUAAUGCUUUUUCGUAAAUAUGAUCAUGAAUUACAAGUUUAUUCAUAUAAAAUUUUUGGUACAUUUAAUGAUAUAUCUGCAUUAGUUUUUUUUCAAGUACAAUUGGAUCUCGGUUAUCGAAUGAAAUGGGAUGAUCAUGCAUUAACUUUAUCUGUAGUUGAUUCACAUGAAAAUACUCAAAGUGAUAUAGUUCAUUGGGUACAAAAAUUUCCAUUUCCAUUUAAUAAUCGUGAUUAUCUAUAUGUUAGACGUUAUUGUCUCGAUAUGUCAAGAAAUACAUCACCCAAAAUUGUUAUUAAAUGUCAUUCAGUCAAUCAUCCUGAUGUUCAUGAUGAUAAGAAAUGUGUACGAGUUAAUAGAUAUGAAUCAUCAAUGGUUAUUCAAUCGAAAAAUAAACUCGAUGAAAAAGGAAUGAAAUUUUUAUUGACAUAUCAUGAAGAUGCAAAAGCAUCUAUGCCUACAUCAACUUACUCAUAUUUAGCUCAGAGUGGUAUCCCAAAUUUUGUAGAAAAAUUACAUAGUGCAGCUAAAAAACUUCCAAAAUCUAAACAAUAUCUCAGCAUUGAAUCACUUCCACAAUGUCGUUUUGUUGAUGAUAUAUCUAACUGA